Sphenostylis stenocarpa is the source of this 2010-nucleotide messenger RNA. Lineage: Eukaryota; Viridiplantae; Streptophyta; Magnoliopsida; Fabales; Fabaceae. The record is from the annotation of a GenBank genome assembly.
AUGGCUGUGCAGCUUCCUUGCGAUGAGGGGGUAUGUUUGGUGUGCAAGGCAGUGCCUGGAGAGGAAGAGACGCUUCGAUGCGUCACCUGCGACACUCCUUGGCACGUCCCGUGCCUCUCCGUCCCUCCGCCCACUCUUGCAGCCACCACUCGCUGGUUGUGUCCGGACUGUUUUAAUCCUCACCUUCCACCCGUCCCCGCUCCCCCUCAAAAUGAACUCGUCACCGCAAUGUUGGCUGUUGAAAACGACGCUUCUCUCACGCCAAGCCAGAAGGCCAAGAAACGUCAACAACUCAUCACUGGAAAAGCUCUUCCGGAAGAAGACGAAGAAGAAGACGAUGAUAAAUCGAAUAACGCUUCCGUGUUUGAUAUUCUAACUCGAUCUCUCAACUGCUCCAUCUGUUUCCAGUUACCGGAGAGACCCGUCACGGGGAACACGGGCUGUGUCAAGUGCCGGCAGAUUAUUCCGCCAAAGAUGGCAAGCCAGCCCCGUAUCAAUUCUGCAUUGGUGUUUGCGAUUCGCCUUGCCAGGGCGGAUUCUAGCAGGAAUGGUGGUGCCGGAGGAGUUAGGUCUGUCAGCCAUUUCCUGCACAAUAAAGACAGACCCGAUGAGCCGUUCACCACAGAACGUGCACGGAGGAAUGGCCGUGCCAAUGCGGCCAGUGGAAAAAUAUUUGUGACUGUGCCUACGGAUCAUUUUGGUCCAAUCACGGCCGAGAAUGACCCUGUGCGGAAUCAGGGCUUGCUGGUCGGUGAAAGUUGGAGAGACAGACUGGAAUGCAGGCAAUGGGGUGCUCACUUUGUUCCUGUGGGUGGCAUAGCUGGCCAAUCAGAUCGAGGUGCACAAUCUGUUGUUCUUUCUGGUGGUUAUGUGGAUGACGAGGAUCAUGGAGAAUGGUUUCUCUACACUGGAAGCGGUGGUAAGGAUCUUAGCGGCAACAAACGUACCAACAAGAGUCACUCUUUUGACCAGAAGUUUGAGAAGUACAACCGUGCACUUCAAGUUAGUUGUCUCCAGGGUUAUCCUGUUCGGGUUGUCAGAUCUCACAAAGAAAAGCGAUCUUCAUAUGCCCCAGAGAUUGGCGUGCGGUAUGAUGGAAUUUAUAGAAUUGAAAAGUGUUGGCAGAUAGCGGGAUUGCAGGGUUUCAAAGUUUGCCGGUAUCUAUUCGUUAGGUGUGAUAAUGAACCAGCCCCUUGGACAAGUGAUGAUGUUGGAGAUAGGCCCAGAGCCUUGCCGGUCAUUCGUGAACUGAAAAAGGCUACAGUUAUAUAUGAAAGGACUGAAUCUGCAUCUUGGGAUUAUGAUGCGAAAGAUUCUCGUUGGAAAUGGAUGAAACCACCACCUCCCAGCAGCAAAAAGGUACAAAUUGAAGAACCCGUAGAGGUAACAAGGGCAAAGACAGAUAGCGAUAUAAGGAAGUUCCAACUUAAGUCUAUCAAGGAACAAUUGCAUAAAGGGUUCUCGUGCAUGAUAUGUAAGGAAGUUAUGGUUUCACCAGUGACUACACCUUGUGCUCAUAACUUCUGCAAGUCCUGUUUGGAAGGUGAAUUUGCUGGUCAGGCUUUUGUGAAGGAGAGAAGUAGGGGUGGGAGAACGCUUCGUUCCCAAAAAAAUGUGAUGAAAUGUCCUUCCUGCCCUAUUGACAUUUCUGAUUAUCUUCAGAACAUUCAGGUUGAUAUAGAUUUGAAGAGUGCGAUUGAGUCACUGAAAGCCAAGGUAGAAGAAAUUGAAGAAUCACUGGAAUCAAGUGAAGAUGCAGCAGAUGGAUUUCAGGACAAAGGUGUUGGCAAGGAUGACGUUACUGAUUCAGGGAACCAAAAUUCUGUAGAGCAGUUGAAUGAUCUACCUGAAGGAUCUGAUGUCGAUGAGCUUAAAGACACCAAUACUAAGGGGCAAGAUCGAGAAGUAAUGUGCAAUGGAAAGAGAAAGAAAGGUGCUGAUGAAACACAAUCGCCUGAUGAUAAAAUGGAAGAAAGAGUUAAAAGAAACAGAAAGACCAGCAGUCGCUGA